Molecule: messenger RNA, 1444 nt
Organism: Nicrophorus vespilloides
Lineage: Eukaryota; Metazoa; Arthropoda; Insecta; Coleoptera; Silphidae
Gene: Bem46
Product: protein ABHD13
Exons: 4
Coding region: 132-1193 (353 amino acids)
Cellular component (GO): membrane
Molecular function (GO): palmitoyl-(protein) hydrolase activity
Source: RefSeq, a predicted model, not a curated record
UGACUUUUGUUCUGCAUUUUCGUCUACAGGAGUUCUAAUGUUUAAAAAAGAGUUAUGUUUAAUAAUUGAUUGAACAUAUUUUUUUUAAUUAUUGAUAAUGUUAUGAUAUACAUUUCAAUUUCUAUGUUGCAAUGGGUGGUUAUGUGAGACUCAACAGGAUUUUCAGUUCAAUACUAAGUAUAAUGCUUAAGAUAUGGGCCUAUUCAGGCUUAGCUUUAUUUGCUUGUUUCCUGUUCUACUACAUGUAUGGAGGCUUUAUGGCUUUCCUACUGCUAAUUUUUGCAGCUACUGGUAUAUUAUAUCAUGCUGAGGACAAUUUCCUCUUCUAUCCAGAACUGCCAAGUCACUCCAGAGUGUUUAUUCCUGUGCCGUCAAUGUAUAAUUUGCCUUAUGAAGCAGUGCAGACCAAAAGUUCUGAUGGGACUUUGUUACAUAUGUAUUUUAUUCAUCAGCCUGCUGAGAGACAAAGACACUCACCAACAAUAGUGUUUUUACAUGGAAAUGCUGGAAAUAUGGGACACAGAUUGCAGAAUUGCGUUGGCUUGUACCAUAAUUUACAUUGCAAUAUAUUAUUAGUUGAAUACAGGGGUUAUGGCUUAUCAGAGGGUCAACCAAGUGAGGAUGGAUUGUAUAUGGAUGCUAGAGCAAGCAUUGACUAUUUAUAUUCUAGAAGUGAUAUAAACCAUUCAGAAAUUAUUGUCUUUGGAAGGUCAUUGGGUGGAGCAGUUGCUAUAGACUUGGCCAGUAGGGCUGAAUAUUCAGAUAGAAUCUGGUGUUUGGUUGUUGAAAAUACUUUCACAAGCAUACCUGACAUGGCUAAGGUCCUCCUGCAGUGGAGACUUCUCAAUUAUCUGCCACUAAUGUGUUACAAAAAUAAGUUUCUCUCUCUGUACAAGGUGCUUCAUCUGAGAGUGCCUACGUUGUUCAUAUCAGGCUUAGCCGACACUUUAGUACCACCUAAGAUGAUGUCAGAUUUGCACAGUCGCUGUGGAAGUAUUCGUAAGCAAUUGCUGCAACUUCAAGCUGGCACACACAAUGAGACGUGGACAUUGCAAGGCUACUAUCAUUCACUGGCCGUAUUCUUGCAAAACUGCAGAUUACAAAAAAUGGAUAGAACGCAACUGCAAAGCAAUGUUAACGGUAUUCAUUUCCAGUCGCCCGGCGGUUCAUGGGGAAACAUCCAAAAUAUCUAAUUUAUUUCAGUUUUACUUUAUAAGUGUAUUAUUGUUAUUGUAUAUAUGUUUUAGUGCCAUUUUAUAUAAUGGAUACGUCCAAUUGCAUAUAACGUAUUUAGUGAGAUAUCUAUAAUUGAUUGUGUAGUAUGAAAAACGUGUCGAGUAUUUUUUAAAUCAUCCAGUCAAUAUCAAAACCAAAGGUUCAUUUGCACAUACAUUGAUUUAUGAAUGUAUAAAUGAAUAAUAUUAUUUUAUUCUUAAAAUCUAUA